GCAUUCUGGUAUUCACUGUUACAGCUAAUAACACACAUACACAUACCAACCCACAAAUUUUGCUAUCCCUUCUCUAAACUUUACGCGUGGAUACCCAAUUUCUCUCUUAUAAAUAAACCCCCUCACUGUACAAUUCUUCUUUCUCUCUUUUCCAUUCUUGCACCUUCUUUUGUUGCCAUUCAAGAAUUACUGAAAAUUUUAUCUUUUUUUCUAUUGGAGUUUGUGGGGGUUCAAAGAUCUUAACUUUAACUAUUUGGGUUUCUUGGGAUUAAAGAUUUGAACUUUUUUUCAUUUUAUAUUUUGGGUAAUCUUGGUUUUCUUAAAUUGGUUGGUGUGGAAAGAGGGAGAGGGAGAUUUGUGGGGUGAAAAUAUCUGUAAAAGGGAAUGAGGAUGAGGGGUGAGAUAGUGGGGUACAAAGAAGAGGAAGAUUACAAGACAGAAGAGGAAGAAGAAGAGAGGGAAAUGGUUGGUGGAGGGUUACCAGAGUCUAAGUUUGUUGUGGUGGGUUAUGCUCUUACUUCUAAGAAAGUUAAGAGCUUUUUGCAGCCUAAGCUUGAAGGUCUAGCUAGGAGUAAGGGAAUAUUAUUUGUUGCUAUUGAUCAGAGCAAAUCCCUUUCAGAUCAAGGUCCUUUUGACAUUGUGCUCCAUAAGUUGUCAGGAACCAAGUGGCGGCGUAUUCUUGAGGAAUAUAGGCUAACGCAUCCAGAUGUCACAGUUCUUGACCCUCCGGAUGCCAUACAGCAGGUAUACAACCGCCAAUACAUGCUUGAAGAUGUUGCGGACCUGAAUUUGUCGGACACCUAUGGGAAAGUUGGUGUUCCCAGGCAACUGGUUAUUGAGAAAGAUUCUUCAUCUAUUCCAGAUGCAGUAGGUAAAGCUGAUCUGAGACUACCUAUUGUUGCAAAGCCUUUGGCUGCCAAGUCCCAUGAGUUGUCUCUAGCCUAUGACAAAUUCUCUCUUCAGAUGCUAGAACCCCCACUUGUGCUACAGGAAUUUAUCAACCAUGGAGGAAUUCUGUUUAAAGUAUACAUUGUUGGGGAAGCAGUUAAGGUUGUUAGACGAUUCAGUUUACCUGAUAUUAGCAAGCGUGAGCUGGCAAAAAACCCUGGGGUUUUUCGAUUCCCAAGAGUUUCUUGUGCUGCUGCAUCUGCAGAUGAAGCAGAUUUAGACCCUUCUGUCGGGGAGCUUCCUCCGCGGCCAUUACUUGAGAAGCUUGCUAAGGAACUUCGACGUAGACUGGGUCUCCGUCUCUUCAACUUGGAUAUAAUUAGAGAGCUUGGAACCAAAGAUCGAUAUUAUGUCAUAGAUAUUAAUUACUUUCCUGGUUAUGGGAAAAUGCCAGAGUAUGAGCACAUAUUCACUGAUUUUCUCCUAAGCCUUGUGAAGCAGAAACAAUGAGAAAUUGCGAAAAUCUGCUCCUCGUUAACUAUUACUUUAAAUGGAACUACUGGGAAGGAAUCCUCCCCAUAGCACGAGGAUGAUAGAAUCUUGCAAAGAUUUCUGUGGCAGUUUCUAUAAGCUGAUCGGAGACACUGGUGGUUAAGUGCAGAAGAGCUCUCUCGAUAAUGGUUGCUACUUUGGAAGCUUGCCCCCCCUUAGUACACAAUUCCAAUUUACUGAGCUUGGGGUCUCUUUCAUUUCCUGUCUUUGGAUAAUUGAUAGAUUUAGCGGAUUCAAGAAAGCUUGAGCCCUUGGUAAAUGUUGGCUGGAGGGUGAACAUGCCUGUGUUUGAAGGGCAAAUAAUUGCUUCUACCUUGUAAAUAUGCCAUUUACAGUAGGAACAUAAAAUGUACAUUGUUGGCUCUUCUAAUCUACUGGAUAGCUUGUUUUUUC
This is a messenger RNA of Solanum tuberosum (potato), 1833 nucleotides long. Its product is annotated as inositol-tetrakisphosphate 1-kinase 3. The coding region runs from base 385 to 1398 and encodes 337 amino acids. Lineage: Eukaryota; Viridiplantae; Streptophyta; Magnoliopsida; Solanales; Solanaceae. The record is from RefSeq and is a predicted model, not a curated record. The transcript has 10 exons. Gene Ontology annotation, biological process: inositol trisphosphate metabolic process. Gene Ontology annotation, molecular function: inositol-1,3,4-trisphosphate 6-kinase activity; inositol-1,3,4-trisphosphate 5-kinase activity; magnesium ion binding. Gene Ontology annotation, cellular component: cytoplasm.